This is a messenger RNA of Dermochelys coriacea (leatherback sea turtle), 1147 nucleotides long. RefSeq lists its product as uncharacterized. The record is from RefSeq and is a predicted model, not a curated record. The transcript is spliced from 6 exons. Bases 185 to 838 code for a protein of 217 amino acids. Lineage: Eukaryota; Metazoa; Chordata; Testudines; Dermochelyidae.
GCAGCAUGUUGUAGUGAAGUGCAAAGUGGUUACACAACGAGAGAGCGAAAGCCUGGAUGAAGCCUUUGGAGGACACUUGCUAAUUUCAUUGCACAGGAGGCCUGUGGAAAUCCUGCAGCUGAGAGAUCUGCAGUUGGACCCAUCGUACUUCACCAUCUGGGCUAUUGAAUUUAAUUAAAGAAAAAUGACGCAGAGACUCUUAGAAAAACUUGAUUCUCUGGAACAAUAUUCACGCAAAAGACUGGCCAAACAUGCAAAGGUUGAUAGCCCAGGACUUGGGAGAUUGCAGUUAAAGCCAUUUGUGACAACCCCAUUGACAUUUGAAUUUAAAGAGGAUUAUGAUAUACCCAGUGCUAGAACAAUAAAUAUUUGUAGGUCUAAACCUGCACUGCAGUUUUCAGAAGAUGAACAGCUCUUCAGACAUCAGCAAAUAAGUCCUUCCAGGCUUAAAUCUGUGACCCCAAGACUGACGGCUAGAAAGACUCACUCUGGCAAACCAACUGCAAGGCCAUUUAGUGCUCCAGAUACCUUAUACCAGAUAGCUAAAGCAUGUCAUCAGAAAGAGAAUCUGCACACGUUAAAAGAAGAUUUUAUUUCAUUAAAACUAAACCAAAAAGUAAAAUCUGCUAGUCUUAGACCAAAAGUUCACAGAAGACCAAAGUGGAACACAGAGGUUGAAAAUGUUCCGAAGCUGGAUGUCCUCUGUAAGCAAGAUAGCCAAGCCCAUUUACCAUCUACUCUUGACCAUAUAGACACUUCUCAUUGGUGCCCUCCUACAAGUGCCAGUAGUCAGAAUGAAGAGUCAUUUCUAACAGCUUUAAUGGGUAAGAAUCAGUGAAAUCCUUCUGUAUUUACAGCUGAGGAAAAUACAUGGAGAUUUACCAGUAGCAUUGCAUUGCCUUAGAUUCGAAUUAGAAGGAAAAUUUUACUUGGAGAAACUAGCUGUGACAACUGGAUAAAGGGACACAUCCUGCCUAAAUGGACUAAAUGGUGCAUAAUUCUAACUUGUUUAAAUGUUUCCCUAUUAUAUCAUCUGUUCAACUUACAUUUUUCUUUAAUUCUUAAAUUUAUUUUUAUGACUUAAAUCUUGCAUUAGUCAUGGUCAUAUGAGAUUAAAAUGUGGUUCUACUCUGAAAAGUGACCUUAU